Molecule: messenger RNA, 1982 nt
Organism: Aegilops tauschii subsp. strangulata
Lineage: Eukaryota; Viridiplantae; Streptophyta; Magnoliopsida; Poales; Poaceae
Source: RefSeq, a predicted model, not a curated record
GAGUCACACCUCACCAGACCUGACCGCGACUCUUCCCAUCGCUGGACCUCCACCAGAGCUACCUACCCACGCCGGCCGCCCCGCCGACUAUACUCCGGCUGCCGCCGCCGUCGCCACCACGCUCCUACCCGAACGCCGCUCCGAGCGCCUCCCCUCCAAACGCGCCGUAUUAACCCCUGCUCUUACAACCGAGGCCUACAGCUGCCGCCGUGCCCGUACCUUAGCGGCGUCACCGCCGACGCCUCAACCCCCCCUCCCUCCCCCCCACCCCACAUCCACCCAUCCACACGAAGCACCACGGCCUCUAAGGCGCGUUGCCUAGCCACCUCCGCCGUUCCCGUUCUUCCUCGUCGGGGCAUCGCGUUCCCGCUGCCCCCACCCCGUCCGCAGUGCUCACCCAUUUCGUCUAGAGGAGAUCGGCAUAUGGCUAGUAGCUCCAAUGGCCAUUGUCCAGCUAAUGGUGCAAAAGUUCUGCCUGGAAGGGGGAAGAAGAAUCAGGAGAAAUUACAGCUUGACAAAGAUGCAGCUUCUAGGGCCUGUCAAAAGGACAGGCAAUACAUUGAGAAAUUGGAAACUGAGCUGAGCAACUGCUAUCAGGAAAUUGACUAUUUGCAGGAUCAGUUAAAUAUCAGGAAUGUUGAAGCAAACAUCAUGGGGGAGCAUAUUCACGGCCUUGAACUGAAACUAACUGAACUUGAGAAAUUUCCUGAAAGAGUGAGAGUUAUGGACAAUGCUCUGAUGCGGUCUGAUUCUCAGUGCUGGCUUCUGAUGGAAGAAGUCCAAAGUAAAGAAGAGGAGCUGCAAAAGGCAGCCUUACAAAUAGAGAAGCUCGAAAGCGUAACUUUGGACAUGCAAUGUGAAAUUGAGAGUUUAAAACUUGAUUUGACUACGCUUGAGCAAAGACUUUUUGAUGCUGAGAGCUUUAGCCAGCAUACUGCCGAGUACAAAGUUAGAAUAGAGAAGCAACUGGGAGAACAUGAGCUCCAGCUGCAAGAGGCAUGGAAGACUAUUGAUCAUCUUGAGGGUGAGAAUAAACAACUGAAAAAAGAGUACUUGCCUGGAAGAGCUCCUAAACAAUCCUCUUCUACAGGCGUGGAGCAACUUGAUAAAACAGUGGAGCAUGAUGGUCAUGCAAACUAUGAAAGAGGUCAUGAAAUUCUUGAAAAGAUGGGGAAGCAAAAUGAAGAACCUGAACUUAUAAUUGAGCAGCUCAAGGUAGAACUUCGAGAACAAAAACUGAAAGCAAAGGAGGAUGCAGAAGAUCUCACUCAAGAAAUGGCUGAAUUGAGGUACCAGAUAACUGGCAUGCUUGAGGAAGAAUACAAGCGUCGGUCUUGCAUUGAGCAAGCGGCUAUUCAACAAAUUCAGCAGCUGGAGGCUCAGGUCUCCAAAGAGCAAAGGAAAUUGAGCGGAGCACUAAGACAACUGCAGGAAUCGCAUGAGCUAGCUGACACGCAAGCUACGGAGAUUAAGAAACUGAAGGAUGCUUUAGGGAGAUUGAACUCUGCAAUGAACCUCGGGAGGGUUUGCAAAUCUUGCUCUUGCGGGUUCUGUCCAAUGCUGGUAGAGUUGUCUAAUUGCUCGAUUGAAGGGUCGCUUGACCUCAGAUCUUCCGAUGCUAGCAACAUUGACGAAACACCACCGGAGAACCAAGCGCUAGUAGAGUGGCAUCCCGAUGAAGCUUCAGAUGGUGCCGCAGUAAAUAAUGUAGGAUGCUAGAUGCAUAUGCACUCAUGUGGGCAGUUGCUGUAUAUAAUUCUUUGUGCCACUGUUGUUUGUAGAUGCAUUUGUAACCUUAGUGAGCUAUUUUACUUACAGAUUACCACUUGAGUUAAGCUCCAACGGCAGCGCGAAUGUAACUUGUAAAAGCUUCAUAUGUAUCGUCUCAGAUUCAGCCUCAGGACUCACAAGGAUGUUACAUGUAUUAGCAUACACAGAUUUGCCAAAUGAGAAUGUUGUAAGUGGCAUGAGUUUGGUGUGUA